AUGUUACGCAGUAGCAAAACCAAUGCUAUAUACAUCAUUGGCCUGGGCCAUGAGUACCCGCCCCAUUCAGUAAGACAGGAGCAAUUUGAAGACUUCUUGCAGCGCUUGUACCCCGACGAAAUAAGUUCACCAGCUAUUCAGAAGCUCAUCCAAUUCAACAACAAAACUAAGAUCAUCUCCCGCCCAACUACCCUCAGCUAUGCAGGAUGGACCAAAGAAAACGCUGCACCAUCGGAUGUCGACUCCAUCUCCCGCAUAUUCCGAACGGAAGGUGUAAGGCUCGCUACCUCUGCGUGCAAAGAGGCUAUGCGAGAAGCUUGCCUUGAGCCCAGCGACAUAACGCACACGGUAGCAGUGACUUGCACUGAUCAGAGUAACCCCGGCUAUGAUCUCUUUGUAUGCCAGGAGCUCGGACUUCUUCCGAGUGUACAACGAGUGCUACUCCAUGGCGUGGGGUGUGCAGGUGGUCUAUCCGCGCUUCGUGCAGCCGCUAGCAUCGCCGCUGCGGCAUCACAAAGAGGCCGCCCGGCCCGAGUCUUGGUGAUGGCGUGUGAACUAUGCAGUCUUUCUAUCCAGGCAGAGAUUCAAGCUGCCUGUAAAGACGACAAGCUGCACGUAGCUCCAGCGCUAUUCUCAGAUGGUGCAGCAGCGCUAACAGUAUGCAACGGCCUUGCGCUGGAAGACAAGCAAAAGCCAGUGUUCGAGCUGAAAGAAUGGGACAGUGUAGUCGUGCCGGGUACUUCGAGCUACAUCUCGUACGAUAUCGAGAAGCAUGGCAUGAUAGCUACUAUCAGCAAAGACGUCCCAGGAACAGUCAUCAAAGCCAUCCUACCUAUGUUCGAACGACUCCAUGUCACCUCCAAUACUACCCACCCCGCUGCAUCGGUGGCUCGCAGUACUGCUUCGAACUUCGAUUGGGCUAUCCAUCCUGGCGGUGCAACUAUUCUACAGGGGGCCAAGCAAGCUCUGCAACUCACAGACGAGCACAUCAGAGCCUCACUCGACGUGUACCAUAACUAUGGGAAUUCAUCCAGCCCAACCGUACUCAUCGUGUUAGACAAACUUCGCCGAAUGGGGGAAGGCAGAGAGAACAUUGUUGCGACCAGCUUUGGGCCAGGGCUUACAGUCGAGAUGUGCAUGAUGAGACGAUGUCGCCAAAGCACUACGGCACCAUCAUCUUCAGCUAGCUCUCACACGAAGAUGUAUACUCUGUGGCUGUCUCUACACUCACGGUUGUCAAAGAGGUGGACCCAGAUACAGCCAAAGCCCAUGAAGGAUAUGGAGAGAAGGACGAGUGGGUAUACACAAAUUUUCAGAUAG
Alternaria rosae is the source of this 1320-nucleotide messenger RNA. RefSeq names its product thiolase-like protein. NCBI's taxonomy places the organism in Eukaryota, Fungi, Ascomycota, Dothideomycetes, Pleosporales, Pleosporaceae. The transcript has 3 exons. Gene Ontology annotation, biological process: polyketide biosynthetic process. The record is from RefSeq and is a predicted model, not a curated record. Gene Ontology annotation, molecular function: acyltransferase activity, transferring groups other than amino-acyl groups. Bases 1 to 1320 code for a protein of 439 amino acids.